This is a messenger RNA of Branchiostoma floridae (Florida lancelet), 3217 nucleotides long. Its product is annotated as receptor expression-enhancing protein 5-like. The coding region runs from base 61 to 645 and encodes 194 amino acids. The transcript is spliced from 6 exons. The record is from RefSeq and is a predicted model, not a curated record. NCBI's taxonomy places the organism in Eukaryota, Metazoa, Chordata, Leptocardii, Amphioxiformes, Branchiostomatidae.
GACGUCAUACUUGCUUGUUGUGACGUCACGUCCGUCUCAUCCCUCCUCCCAACAUUCAAGAUGGCGGCCGCAGAGGUGAAGUCUUACCGCGAGAAGCUGGAGAAAUACCUGUACGAGAAGAACGCCUUCACGGAUCUGCUGGCUAAAGCAGAAGCAAAGACCGGAGUGAAGAGAGUGUACAUUGUUUACGGACUCUUGGGGCUGUUCCUGUUGUAUCUCGCUAUCGGCUAUGGCGCUUCUUUCCUCUGCGCUUUCACCGGGUUUGUUUACCCGGCGUAUUGCUCAGUGAAGGCCAUCGAGAGUGAACGUAAGGAGGAUGACACGCAGUGGCUGACCUACUGGGUGGUGUACAGCGUCUUCGGUCUGGCCGAGUUCUGGUUCGACAUUCUGCUCUUCUGGAUCCCCUUCUACUACCUGCUGAAGUGCCUGUUCUUGCUGUACUGCAUGGCGCCCGGCUCGUACAACGGUUCGGAGAUGAUUUACCAGCGCAUCAUCCGCCCCUUCGUACUGCGUCACCAGGACAAGGUCGACCGCUUCAUCGACCAGGCCGGCAAGAGGGCAAAGGAAGCGCUAGACACAGUUCUGGGUACAGCCCUGGCAAGCGCUAGUAACCCCCCUGCUGACGGCCUGAAGAAAGAGUCCUAAACCUCAGUUAGGGAGUUAGCCGAGGGAGCUGCCGGACAGUUUGCAGCUGACGCAGUGUCAAAAAGCCUGAAGGGGGAGUAAAAAUGCCAGGAUGUCACGCAGUUCUGUCCCUUUGUAAAGAAGCCGUGUGUUACUAUGGUUACGACCCUUGUCCCCUGCCACUGUACGUGUAUGUUUGUGGCAAAUUGGCGAUAUGCCUCUGCUCUAUUAAGAUUUGCAACAUUUAAGUGUAGUACCAAAAUGUUACAUGGAUGCCUGUAUCAAUGAUGUAUAAGACAGAUGCAGUUGUUAAAUGGCAAAUGGUGUCUCGCAUGUACAAGUGCUUUCUUUGUGAAGCCUCUAUGAAGAUCUGCUGCAUAAAUCCUUGCUGAAAAUCUGCCUGUGUGUAUUUGAUACAAGUGCAGUCCCUGUGUCAUUUUGUAUGUAAGUGGCUGGGCCAAACCAACAAAAUUCAUUGUUUCUUCACCUUUGUAGAAUGAAAUACAGUAGUACAAAAGAACUUGAAAUAUGAAGGACUCAUAUUAGUGGAUAGGUUCACCGGAGUCAUCAACACACUACUAGUAAAUUUCUGGCUCGCACAAGUAUUAAUAAACCACCAGUAUUGACUCAGAAACAAGGAAUUUUGUUGGGAUGGCCUUGUUUCAGUACAAUUGUGCAUAAACAUGUAACUAGGCUGUUUUAUAAAAGGACAUGAUUGCGCUGCCUUUUUUUUUUGUCUAUUGUGGUGAAAUAUGCAAGACUGUUGUGUCCCAGAUGUUGAAUAAAUGUGGGAGAGUAUUCCUGUUUCGUCAAGGUGAUUUUCCUCUGGGCAACUUGUGCAAUGUGAAAAUGCUCUAGUUUAGAUUGUCAGACUUUGCUAAUCUGUGUACCAUCUAUCAAGGUUAGUUAACAUCGAUAACUAGAGUUAACUAACUAGGAUAGUGCCCAGGUUAGACCCUUUGUCAAAAGCAAUGCAAACCAACCUACAGUCUGGCUGUCCCUGGUUUCUUAAGCUUUGACCUGUACUUUUUCAACCAGAAUCGUCAAUAGCAACGGUGGAAAUAUGAAUAGUCAUGCAGCUAUCAACCUGCUUGGACCAAAUGUGCUUGCAUAACUUGGGUUGGGUAGAAAAACAAAUGGACUCAACGGAGCAAACAGGUCUAAGGUUAAGAAACCGAAGGACACAGUAUUAAUGUUAAAUGGGCUUUAUGUACACGUAUAUGUACCCUCUAGAAUAAUUUAACAUUUAGGAAUGUAGUACUUUUCUGCAGUUGCUGCAAGCUUCAGAAAACUUACAUUUAAAGUCGUUAUUCUGAUCAUUAUAAUAUGAAGAACUUGGUAGACAUCAGUUCAUUUCUAACUGUUUCAUCACAAUCCAUAUCUAAUCCAUAUUUUACUUUCACCACACUUUCACCAUUUGUGAAGUAGCUUUAAUUUAAAGUUAGCCUUCUUAGCAGGCUCUGUGAGUUGGGCUUUUUUUGGGGGUCUUAUAGUAUGUUUUUUUUAUCUGAUCGCAUAUCAGUUCAACUGCUCUUUGUGCAAUAGAACCAAUAUGCCAUCAGAAAUAGGCAUUAUGUUAUAAGCCAAAAAAUCCCAACUCCUAGGGCCUGCUACAAAUGCUGCUUUUAAGCCAGCAUCUGGGGAAUAUGCUUGUUAAGGGCAGGUUUUUGUACAUUUGCAUACAAGAAAGUACCUAAGAAACAUUUAGCACAUGUAGCAUAGCCUUUUCUAGAUCUAUAGAGGAUAAGUACAUUAUAUGUUCACUCCAUCUACAGUACCAUAUUUGUUCCUAGUUUCUGUCUUAUGUAUUCUGUCAGAAUCCUUGUCCUGCUACGCUGUUUUCAGUUCAGAUCACUUCAGGGCAGCAUCAUGUGAAAGCUUGCCCACCUCCUCUUUUUACUAUCUAUGCAUGUUGGUUUUGGAGUGCAGUUCUGUUGAAUUGCACAUAUACUUUAGUAGUCUAUUGGUAGACUUUAGAGAAACAGGGCACGUGCCAGUAGCUAUAUACAUCAUGGACAUAGCUCUUUGCUGUGAUUUCUCAUGUAUCGGAAAGCAUACUUCCUUUUUUGCUGUGAUUUCUCAUAUAUAGGAAAGCAUUCUUUGAUAUACAUUGCUGAUACUAUUAUGUGCAUUUGUAGUUUGCGAUGACUUUAAAUAGACUGUGAAACCCCUUUAAAGGUAUGCCUUGCGCACUUCCCUUUCUUCUUUGCUGACUUAUACUGUAAAAGCACAUUUUAUAGGUCCUUGUUGACAUUUAUUCACAAGUUCAAAGGUGGGAGCUUAGGCAAAGCUAUUGAAGAAUACAGUAACUGGUAAAACAAGACAGAACUUCUGUGCUUAGGUAUUCAUGUAACAGCAAAUAUAUCAACUCUAGUGCUAGUAUAGUGGACUUUGACAAUGCCUCAAGUCUCUCAACUCCAAAAUCCUAGUACAUGUAUCUUCUUUCUUUAAUUUUCUACCAGUAUCUCAACUUGUGGUUUUCCAUCUCUUCCCAUUGCAGUUUUAUGACGGAUAUGUCCGACUCAAGAAAAAUUUGGUGUUAAAACUAGAUGUAGUGUGGAAAUUUGAAAAUCAAUAAAGUGGUUGUAGUGUA